Molecule: messenger RNA, 956 nt
Organism: Pseudogymnoascus verrucosus
Lineage: Eukaryota; Fungi; Ascomycota; Leotiomycetes; Thelebolales; Thelebolaceae
Exons: 3
Coding region: 43-651 (202 amino acids)
Source: RefSeq, a predicted model, not a curated record
CAAAAAACCAUUUCCACCGCCUCAAUCCUGAAGCGCAAACCCAUGGCCACGCUCCACACCCACAAGCACCGCGCCUCACGCCGUCGACGCAGGGAGAAGAGUCGCGAGGGGAAGAGUGGACAUCCUUUGAUGAGGGAUUAUGAGGAUGAUGUAGCCAAAUGCCGCGAGUCUGCUCAAUCGAACGCUGUAGCAGCCCUUGCUACCGCACACACCGAUCUUCUUACGAAAGUGGGAGCUGUCAAGACCACCAACACCACCCUCCUCUCCACCCUACAAACACAGUUCUCAGCCCUCCUCCUACCUCUCAACGACACCGAAAUCGCCACCACUGGGAACGCCACCCGGGGUGUGAGCGAACAAAUCGAAUCCUUCCGCGCACAACUUGCAGCGGGGGAGAGGGAGUUGAAACGUCUUUGGGGAUUAUGGGACGAGGCGCAGGGGGAGAUUGAGAAGUUGGGCAGGGAGGGGGGAGGGGGGGUAAUGAAGGGGUGGGAGGAGGAGGUUAGGGACAGGAUUGGGGGGAUGGAGAGGGAGGUGGAGGAGGCGGGUAGGGAGGCUGUGAGGGGGAUGGGGGAGGCGGAGAAGGAGAUUGAUAAGAAGUUGAGGGAUGAGCAGGCGAAGCUUGUUGCGAUGAUGUUUCGUGAGGAGUAAAAAGUAGGGGGUAUACUGGUGUUUGGAGAAUGAGGGAAGCUUGCUAGGGAGGUUGCUUGGUUUUCGGAGGGAGGGAGAUAAGAGAAGUUGCCGGAAGGGUCGCUUGAAGUUUGGAAGGCCACAGAGGGGGGAAAAUUAUUAUAUAGAUUAUGCUUGACCUUGCCUCAAAACGGGGGAUAGGAGUUUGCUAGAUUCGUUUUUGCUCCAAAUGAUUUUUGGCGGCGUCGGGGAUAUACUUACACACACAUCCUCAAAAUUAGCUAGGUAGCCAUUUAUUUUAUCCACAAAAAUAUCUUAGAAAACAC